UUUCUAGCAUAUUUGUUUUUGUUUUAGCACAAGCAGAUGAAAUACUGGAGCUUCGGCUUAGAAUCAACAGCAGUGAGAGCUCCAUGGAGAACCUGAAGAUGAAGAGUUUAGCUGUAGCGGCUGAGCUGCCGUUCCUGCAGACCAGACUGAGGGCGAGUGAGAGAGUCAUGGAGCAGCUCAGGAGGAAGGAUGCAGUUCUGGCCAGCAGGAUGUGCAGCACUGAGACUCUGAUGGAGGACCUAAAGGGGCAGAUCUCAGACAUCCAAGCCUCCAAUAGUUCAUCUGCCUCUGAUGCAGUGAUGCUGGAACAACGCCUGGAGAUCCAUCUGGACACGCUGAGGACAAACAUUGAAGACCAGGUUCAUGAGUUGAAGAAUAAAUUCAGCUCCAGCCAGCUGAGCCUGGAAGGACGGAGUGCCUCUGCUGAGAAUCGCCUAACUGAUGCUGAGAGACAACAAGACGAGCUGAGGAAAACCAACGCUGAGUUGGAGAGCAGACUGAGAUCCAGUGAAAAACAGCUGGAAGAUUUGAGGACAGCAAACACAGUAAGAGCAGCAGAACUGGCUUUUCUUGCAGAAAGACUGACAGCCGCUCAGAGGAACUCAGAAGCUGAGCUGAAGGUGGCCUUUUCAGUCGGUCUGACUGACUCAGGGAUUGUUGGACCAUUUGAAGAAGAAACAACUCUUAUCUUCUCCAAAACCAUCACGAACAUUGGCCAAGGCUACAACAGCUCCUCAGGUGUUUUCACCGCUCCUGUUAGAGGACUUUACUUCUUCAGCUUUACGGCUGCAGAUUACCAGAAGGGGUACAUGGGUCUGUACCUGUACAGGAACCAGCAGCCUGUCCUCUUCAGCCUGGACCUGAACGACCACGGCGGAUACACCUCCACAACCAGUGUGGUGGUUCUGCAACUGGAGGGGGGAGACAUUGUCCGCCUGGCUUUGCCGGCCAGCUACCGCCUCUAUGACGACUCACGGAGCUUCAGCGUGUUCUCUGGCUUCCUGCUGUUCCCAGUCUGACACCGCCGGUCCACAUACAACACAUGGACUUCAUUCAGAAUCAAAUAAAAAGUUAGAACUUUGAUUCAGGUCAGAGAAGAAGGUUUUAUGGUGCCAUUUUCAACAAACACAGGCUGAGGGGGUGGGGGCCUCUUGGCACCUGUGAGUCUCCAAACUUAUUAAAACAUAACAAAAAA
Molecule: messenger RNA, 1195 nt
Organism: Cyprinodon variegatus (sheepshead minnow)
Lineage: Eukaryota; Metazoa; Chordata; Actinopteri; Cyprinodontiformes; Cyprinodontidae
Exons: 10
Coding region: 84-1019 (311 amino acids)
Molecular function (GO): protein binding
Source: RefSeq, a predicted model, not a curated record